UGGCAUAUGUGGUGGUCUUCUAAUGUGCUCUGACAAUACCGGUCGCCGCCGGACGAUAAGACUCUCACACGCCUCCAUGGACUACGUCAUGUCCGGCCGACUUGUUCAGCGUAAAGUUCCAGGUUUUACCUUCAAUCAUCACAGCGCUGAGGUACUCACCUGUCCGAUCUGUCUGAUAUACCUCCACGCACACAGUUGUGACAGCCAGAGAGAGAGGUCCACAAUAAGCCGCCGGAGCAUCCACUCGUAAUGCAUGCAACCAAUUUCUGGUCUGAGCAUCUCCGUGGUACCGGUGACAAUCCCAAGCUCCUGGAUCUGGCCACAAGGUUACUUACUGAUCCUUCUUCGGAUCUCAUGGAAUGGACCUGGGUCUGUUUCGUCCUGCCUUCCAGCGUGCGUACCGAGCAGCUAUCUGGAAGUCUUUCGAACUCAGAAGUGGGACAAAGAAAGCUGUUGUAUAUAGCGACUUUGAUCGGCAGUUCUUCACUCAUCCACAGGAUGGUAGAACGAGGCGCAGACAUCAGUGAAACCGGUGGAGAUUGCGGUACACCUUUGGCGGCGGCGAUCAUGAACGCGGACCCAAAGACUGUCAAGCAUCUCUUCGAACGAGGUGCGGAUGUCAAUGUUCAGGGUGGCAUGUUUAGUAACGCCCUUCAGAUUGCUUGUGCUUUUGGUAACGUGAAAAGCGUCGAGCUGCUACUCGAACAUCGAGCAGAUCCAAAUACAUAUGGCGGCGAGUUUAGACGGCUCUACUCUGCGGCAAACUAUGAGGGACUAAGACCCGAAAAGACCGUCAAACUCCUUUUGGAAUCUGGUGCUGACCCUAUACUUGCAAAGCACCCUUCGGCUACUCCACUAUGUGCAGCAGUAAUUACGAGAGAUGAGGCAACACGGAAGAUCCUGCUUGAUGCUGCCGCUAGCGUCGAUGAUAACUCCCUCAUUGUUGCUUUGCUAUGGGGACAUCUGCAUAUGGCUAACAUACUGACACAAGAGGGUACCUGUCUUGAGCAAGCUAAUCACCAUAUUGGACAUCCACUCAAUGCCGCUGUGAUUGGUGGUGUGGGGGCAUUGAAGUUCCUUAUGGAGGUCUGGCAUGUUGACCCCCAUAUGGCAGAUAAUGAAGGUCGAACAGCCCUCCACGUGGAGGUCUACUCGAGAAAGUCAGUUUCUUCUGGAUCUCGGACUCCAGACCAAUAGGGAGACUGAAAAGGUUGGUCCGCCGUGCACUAUGCUGCAAUGGCGGACACGCCAGCCAACCUCAAAGUACUUUCUUCCACUAUGAACGUCAAGCAGGAAGAAUGGACUCCGUUGCAUCUCGUUCUUCGGAGAAAUUAGCCUGAGGCUCUCGGCUUGCUACUGGAAGCGGGUUUGUACCCAUCAACCAUCACAACCCAAAAUCCUCCUUGGUGCUGGACUUUAUUCGAUAUUGCCGCAUCACACCGAAACAGAAAUCUUGUAUCACCGGAGGGUAUUACAUUACAUGAGUUGCUAGCGCAGAACAAACCAGAAACUGGGCAGGACCAGACCUCUAUGCGGAA
Molecule: messenger RNA, 1538 nt
Organism: Macroventuria anomochaeta
Lineage: Eukaryota; Fungi; Ascomycota; Dothideomycetes; Pleosporales; Didymellaceae
Product: ankyrin
Exons: 1
Coding region: 250-1197 (315 amino acids)
Molecular function (GO): protein binding
Source: RefSeq, a predicted model, not a curated record